Messenger RNA from Striga asiatica, 1859 nucleotides. NCBI's taxonomy places the organism in Eukaryota, Viridiplantae, Streptophyta, Magnoliopsida, Lamiales, Orobanchaceae. The record is from the annotation of a GenBank genome assembly.
UUUUUUCCUCAAAAUAUCAACCGAAACGAUAGCUGGAAUUAGACGACAAUGCCGUUGAGCUCAACACUCAUGUCGACUCUCUCCUCUCUCUACUUCCCACCAAAAUCCCUCUUUCCCAAAACCUACUCUACCGCUAAUGCUCUCAGGCACUUCCUUUCUCUAUACCCCGCCAAAUCUCUACCGUUGUUUACGAAUUUCCGGCCGCUGUCGUCUCUAUCCGCCCCCUCGGCUGUUGAAUCGGAACCCUUGUCUUCACCAUCAAUUACUCCCGCCGUGAAGACGAUUGACCCUCUGUACUUGUCGUGCUGUUUGCCGGAAAGGAAGCCUCUGAAAGUGGCGGUCCUUAUCAGCGGCGGCGUUGACAGCAGCGUUGCCCUCCGCCUACUCCACGCCGCCGGUCAUUCCUGCACCGGAUUUUACCUCAAAAUAUGGUUUCAAGAAGACUUUGACAACUUCUGGUCUGAAUGCCCCUGGGAAGAAGAUUUGAAGUAUGCAAGAACUGUUUGUGAUCAGGUCGAUGUACCUCUGGAAGUUGUGCAUUUAACUGAUGAAUACUGGAAUAAUGUGGUAUCAUAUAUUAUCGAUGAAUAUCGAUAUGGCCGCACUCCAAAUCCAGAUGUGCUCUGCAAUACAAGAAUUAAAUUUGGUGCGUUCGUAGAAGCCAUAGGUGGCAUGUCGUUUGACUUCAUUGCCUCUGGACAUUACGCAAAGUCACAACUUGAAAGGCUUCUCUUUCCUCUUGGAUGCAUCCGUAAGGAAGAAGUUCGAGGGCUCGCCAGAAUAUUUGAAUUACCCAACCAAGAUAGGAAGGAUUCACAAGGAAUAUGCUUUCUAGGAAAGAUAAAGUUUAGUGAAUUUGUUGCCAGACAUAUUGGGGAGAAAGAAGGUGUGAUAUUAGAAGCUGAGACAGGAGACUUCCUAGGCACGCACAAAGGUUUUUGGUUCUAUACAAUCGGUCAACGUCAGGGAUUACGUCUUCCUGGUGGGCCGUGGUAUGUUGUGGAGAAAGAUGUGGAGAAUAAUGUGGUAUUUGUCUCAAGAAAUUAUUUUUCAGUUGACAAGAGAAGGCGCGUAUUUCGUGUUGGGUCUUUGAGGUGGCUAAACGGUGCUCCUCCAGGGCAGGCCACUCAAAUCCAAUGCAAGGUUCGGCAUGGACCUGAUUUUUACACUUGUGAUUUAUCUUUAGAAGAAGUCGAUGCCAACGGCCACGAAAUUGGGGUUGUCAGAUUAUCCAAAGACGAUCAAGGCCUGGCGGCCGGGCAGUUUGCCGCUUUCUACCAGGAUUCGACCUGUCUCGGGUCUGGUGUGAUCUUGGAGUCAUGGGAUGAUCAAGGGUUUCCCGUUUGUGAUCGGGCCCUCGAGAUUGCUAAAAUUGAAGAUAAAUCGCAGCUCGGGAAGCCAGUCAAGAUUAAAGCAGUUGCAGAUAGUAGUAACAGUAAAGAGGAGAAGGAUACUCUCACAUCUCUUGAUUGUGAAGCACAGUGCCUUCAGACAUUAUGAAGUUUAGGGUGGUGGAUUACAAUUUACAGCACAUUUCAUUGAAGGAAAAUAGAUAGAAAAAUAAGAUACGGAAAGAAAACUAGACUAUUUUGUAAUAACAAUUAAAGAUACCCUUGGUAAGGGGUCUACUUAUUCUCCAACUGCCGAUUGUGGUUGGAGAUUUUGUCAUGAUGUCAUCGAUCUCACCUUCAUGUUUCUUUGGUACUUUGGGGUUUAGAUCUACUUCGGAUUUCUCGUAUCUAUCUAGUUCAUGUAAGAAAAAUUAGUUUAUGUACCGAUUCAACGGUUUCAUUUUUCGUAAGUGGAAGACUUAGAAAAUUUUUAAAAUUAAUUUAAGUGCGAAUGAGAAAUUAAUUUUA